UCGACUUGUCUUCUGAUUUGGCGCGAUGGUAGCCCGCGAGAAGAAGGGGCGGAGGAAGGAAUGCUGAUGCCACGCCCAUCUGUGGGUUCCGUUUGACGUUGGACAGCCCUAGAGAAAAUGGCGGCUCGAAGGGCUGUCCCUCGCGGUGUUCUGGGACUUGCUGUGAAGGCAGGACAGCGGUCCUUUUCUCACAGUCAAAGCGCAGCCGCGCCUCUCAACGCCCAGCAGCUUGCUGAGAAAAUACGAGCUGAGAAGCAGGAGCAGAAAAAACAGCAGAAAGAGAUUCCUAAGGACCCGGUACUGAGGCGUGUGCGAGAACUUGCUCAACUAACCCAGCAGUUGCAGCGGGUUCAUCCUAAUGUGCUGGCCAAGGCACUCAAACAGGGGAUUAUCUACCAGAAUAAAGAGAUUGUGGUGAUUAACAAACCUUAUGGCCUCCCUGUUCAUGGUGGCCCCAAGGUGAAAAUGUGCAUCACAGACGUGCUGCCAGUACUAGCGAAGAUGUUGGAUGGCAUGAAAGCUGAGCCCCUGCACCUGUGUCACCGGCUGGACAAAGAAACAACUGGGGUCAUGGUGCUGGCACGUGACCAGGACAUUGCACACUGGAUCCAGGAGCUCUUCAAAACCCGCCAAGUGGAGAAGAAAUACUGGGCAAUCUGCGUUGGAGAACCAAAGCCAACAGAGGGGCUGGUGGACAUUCCCAUCAUGGAGAAGGAAGCAGAAGGCAACCAAGUGCACUAUAAAAUGGCACUUGCUCCAAACUACCGCAUGUCCUUUGAGGAUGGUCAUAUGUUCAAAGUGCGCCAGCACAGAAAUGCAAAUAAGGCAGUGACCCGGUACCGAGUGCUGAGUAGCUUUUCUUCUUGUUCCCUCCUUGAACUCCAGCCAGUCACAGGAGUGAAGCAUCAACUCAGAGUCCACUUGGCCUAUGGCUUAGGGUGUCCAGUCCUUGGGGACCACAAAUACUCUCACUGGAGCAAGCUGGCACCACAGAAGCUUCCUGUGGGCACAUUGAAGAGGCUGGGCUUGGAACAAGCCAAAGCUCGCCACCUCCCACUUCACUUGCAUGCCUGUCAGCUCACCCUGCCUGAGCAAAAUGGCAGCAAGGAAGAUAAAAUCCACUUGGUUUGCAGGCCACCCCUCUUCUUCACACGUUCCUUACAGCGACUGAAACUGGAGUUUCCAGAGUUGGGAAAAAAGUGAGCCAGGACACUGAUGGCCAGCAUUGCUUCAUUGGAGAAGCUUAUUUUCCUUGACUUUCUAGUUCCUGGGAUUCCCCUACGUGCAGAGCACCUUGGACCGCCUGUGGAAUGGAAAGAUUUGCUUCUCCCAGAAGCCUUCAUCUCUCCAGGGAAUCUUUGGGCCAAGUGGUGAGACUCUGUAUUCAGCUGCCAAGGGGAGUGGAGACAGAGAUCCCAUGGUGUUUGAAACAGAACUGGAGUAUUUGAAUAUUCAGCAGACCGUGUGACAUCAGUUAUUGAAACAGCAGUUGAGGCAUCUGAGCCUUAGCCCAGUGCAAACAACUUUCUUGCCUGAAUAAAAUAAAUUGAUAGGCUGA
This is a messenger RNA of Rhineura floridana, 1558 nucleotides long. It is a transcript of the gene RPUSD4, whose product is annotated as RNA pseudouridine synthase D4. Gene Ontology annotation, biological process: pseudouridine synthesis. The record is from RefSeq and is a predicted model, not a curated record. Gene Ontology annotation, molecular function: RNA binding; pseudouridine synthase activity. Bases 118 to 1203 code for a protein of 361 amino acids. The transcript has 7 exons. NCBI's taxonomy places the organism in Eukaryota, Metazoa, Chordata, Lepidosauria, Squamata, Rhineuridae.